This is a messenger RNA of Eucalyptus grandis, 2081 nucleotides long. Its product is annotated as tubulin gamma-1 chain. Gene Ontology annotation, biological process: mitotic sister chromatid segregation; mitotic cell cycle; microtubule nucleation. Lineage: Eukaryota; Viridiplantae; Streptophyta; Magnoliopsida; Myrtales; Myrtaceae. Gene Ontology annotation, cellular component: spindle; cytoplasm; nucleus. The record is from RefSeq and is a predicted model, not a curated record. Gene Ontology annotation, molecular function: GTP binding; structural constituent of cytoskeleton. The transcript is spliced from 12 exons. Bases 236 to 1660 code for a protein of 474 amino acids.
UCAUUUUUCCUUCCUUCCCACGCGAGAAAAAAAUAUCCCGACUUUUCCCUCAUUUUCUCUCGCUCUGCGCACUGCAUUUUUUUUCCCUCUUCUUUUUUUGAAAUGAUUCGGCGCCCCAAUCCCUAAAUCGAUCCCUAGCUCUCUCUUUCUCUCUCGAUUCUCCCCUCCGAUCCGAGCACCCACGCCAGCAGAAGCGAGAGUAGAGGAGGAGGAGAGCGAUUUACGGAAGGAAAAGAUGCCGAGGGAAAUCAUAACGCUGCAGGUGGGGCAAUGCGGGAACCAGAUUGGGAUGGAGUUCUGGAAGCAGCUCUGCCUCGAGCACGGGAUCAGCAAGGACGGCAUGCUCGAGGACUUCGCCACUCAGGGAGGCGACAGAAAAGAUGUUUUUUUCUAUCAAGCUGAUGAUCAGCACUAUAUUCCGAGGGCUAUAUUGAUGGAUUUGGAGCCGAGAGUGAUAAAUGGUAUUCAGAACAGCGAAUACCGGAAUCUCUACAAUCAUGAGAACAUAUUUGUGUCUGAUCAUGGAGGAGGUGCUGGGAAUAAUUGGGCCAGUGGAUAUCAUCAGGGGAAGGGAGUUGAAGAAGAUAUAAUGGACAUGAUCGAUAGAGAAGCAGAUGGUAGCGAUAGUCUUGAGGGUUUUGUUCUCUGCCACUCUAUUGCUGGAGGGACAGGCUCAGGUAUGGGCUCAUAUCUAUUGGAAACUCUGAAUGAUCGCUACAGCAAAAAAUUGGUCCAAACAUAUAGCGUGUUUCCUAACCAGAUGGAGACAAGCGACGUGGUGGUGCAGCCAUACAACUCACUUCUGACCCUCAAGCGUCUAACCCUUAAUGCUGAUUGUGUUGUUGUUCUUGAUAAUACUGCACUGAAUAGAAUAGCUGUGGAGCGCCUUCAUCUGAGUAAUCCUACCUUUGCUCAAACAAAUUCAUUGGUUUCAACUGUAAUGUCUGCGAGCACAACCACCCUUCGCUAUCCUGGCUACAUGAACAAUGACUUAGUUGGCCUUCUUGCUUCUUUAAUUCCAACACCAAGAUGCCAUUUCCUGAUGACGGGAUAUACGCCUCUCACUGUAGAGCGUCAGGCAAAUGUAAUUCGGAAAACUACUGUUUUGGAUGUCAUGAGAAGACUUUUGCAGUCAAAGAAUAUUAUGGUUUCAUCUUACGCUCGAACAAAAGAAGCUAGUCAAGCAAAGUACAUAUCCAUAUUGAACAUCAUUCAAGGAGAAGUAGAUCCCACCCAGGUUCAUGAAAGUUUGCAGAGGAUACGUGAAAGAAAGCUUGUCAAUUUCAUUGAGUGGGGCCCGGCGAGUAUUCAGGUUGCCCUAUCAAGAAAGUCUCCAUAUGUUCAAACUGCCCAUAGGGUCAGUGGUCUCAUGUUAGCAAGCCACACCAGCAUACGGCAUCUCUUUAGCAAGUGUUUGAAUCAGUACGAGAAGUUGAGAAAGAAGCAGGCCUUCCUUGACAAUUACCGGAAAUUCCCAAUGUUUGCUGAUAAUGAUCUCUCGGAGUUUGACGAAUCUAGAGACAUAAUUGAGAGCUUGGUUGACGAAUAUAAAGCAUGUGAAUCUCCGGAUUACAUUAAGUGGGGAAUGGAGGAUCCCGAUCACAUCCUAACAGGAGAGGGAAAUGCUACGGGAACUGUAGAUCCAAAAUUAGCUGUCUGAACGGAAUAAAAGCCUGUAUGAAAACAUAGGAAACUUUACCGGUUCAGAUUGGAGAAGUGACUAUGGCGACCUAUUAAUUUCAGGCUUGACUAGCACCAGAGUGAGGAUUGUAAGUGUGGUCUCCAUCAGGAUCUUACCGUGUGAAUUCUUCAUUUGUUUGUGGUGAGAAUUUUGGGGUAUGUAAUUGCUUUUCCUUUCUAAAGAAUGCAGAAUCUCACUGCAUGCUUAGUCACCAGAUCCUUGGGGUUCCAAUGUUCAAACUUGAGAUGUGUCGGCUAUAUGCUGAGUUGUAUUUAAGGAUUUGUUAUCAUUGACGUGAAUCUUCCAUUGAUUUCUAGAAUGCGUUCCAGAGUGCAUGGAAAUUGCCGCAAGGUUUGAAUGUGAAACUUCUUUUACCAGAAGAGAAUUUAGAUUUAUUACA